GGAGAAGAGAAUUUAUCCAAAGAUUAAAACUUGAAGCAACCUUGAAUGUGCAUGAUGGAUGUGUGAAUACGAUUUGCUGGAAUGAUACAGGAGAAUAUAUUUUGUCUGGUUCAGAUGACACCAAUUUGGUAAUUAGUAAUCCCUACAGCAGAAAGGUUUUAAGAACCAUUCGCUCAGGACACAGGGCCAAUAUUUUUAGUGCAAAAUUCUUACCGUGCACCAAUGACAAACAGAUUGUAUCUUGUUCUGGAGAUGGAGUCAUUUUUUACACUAAUGUUGAACAAGAUGCGGAGACCAACAGACAAUGCCAGUAUACAUGCCACUAUGGAACUACCUAUGAGAUUAUGACUGUACCAAAUGAUCCCUAUACUUUCCUCUCUUGUGGUGAAGAUGGCACUGUAAGAUGGUUUGAUACUCGAAUCAAAACAAGUUGCACAAAGGAAGAUUGUAAAGAUGAUAUUUUAAUAAACUGUCGGCGUGCUGCCACUUCUGUUGCUAUCUGUCCACCAAUCCCAUAUUAUCUUGCUGUGGGUUGUUCUGAUAGCUCAGUAAGAAUAUAUGAUCGGCGAAUGCUUGGUACAAGAGCAACAGGGAAUUAUGCUGGUAGGGGCACUGUUGGAAUGGUGGCACGUUUUGUUCCUCCUCAUCUCAAUAACAAAUCCUGCAGAGUAACGUCGCUAUGUUAUAGUGAAGAUGGUCAAGAGAUCCUUGUUAGCUACUCUUCGGAUUACAUAUACUUGUUUGAUCCCAAGGAUGACACAGCACGAGAACUGAAAGUUCCUUCUGCUGAAGAGAGACGGGAAGAGUUACGACAACCUCCUGUUAAACGUUUGCGGCUAAGAGGGGAUUGGUCAGAUACUGGACCAAGAGCGAGGCCUGAGAGUGAACGAGAAAGAGAUGGGGAGCAAAGUCCUAAUGUGUCUCUAAUGCAGAGGAUGUCAGACAUGCUGUCAAGAUGGUUUGAAGAAGCUAGUGAAGUUGCACAAAGCAAUCGAGGACGAGGAAGAUCACGGUCCAGAGGUGGGACUAAUCGGACAGAUGCUCCUGCUACUAAUAAUGUGCCACCUAGUACAGAAUCAGAAACUGCAAUGGAAAUAGAUGGUUCUGAACAACUUCCAUCAUCAUCUUCUUCUACAAUGUCAGCCCAAGCUCCUUCAACAUCAUCUUCAACAGAAAGUCCCCCUUCGACUUCGUUAUUGUCCUCUCCUGAUAAUGAACGAAGGCCUUCUUUAGGGGCCACAGCUCAACCUGUGCUCCAUCAGUCUGAUUCUCCUUCUUCUGUGGUUAACAAACAGCUUGGAUCCAUGUCACUUGAUGAGCAACAGGAGAGUGAUAAGCCACGAACUGGAACAGGUGAACCAGUUUUAAGUUUGCACUACAGUACAGAAGGAACGACUACAAGCACAAUAAAACUGGACUUCACUGAUGAGUGGAGCAGCACAAAUUCAAGCUCUAGAGGGAGUGGAAGUCAUUGCAAAACUGAAGGCCAAGAAGACUUGGUAAAAACAAAAGCCUCAGAAGAGUCAGUGCCUGAAGAUGAGAAAGCAAGAGUUCCUGAUGAAUCUCAUGAGGAAGACACAAGUGCUGAAGAACUGAAAACUACAGAUGAAACUGCAGAGAUGAUAGAAGCGGCUGUAUCAGAUAAACCUGGUCCUGAGCAUUCUGGAGUCCAAACAGAAGAAAACGUCCCCAAUGCUGAUGCUGUCUCUAGAAAUGUAGAGGAAGAAGCCUCCUGUGAAAAAAGUGUAAAUCAAGAAAUUUCAGGUCAAAGUACUGAAUCUACUGCCAACUUGCUUGCUGCAAAUGAUGAACCUCAGCCACACCCAGAAUCCUCAGGGCUUGCAACUCCAGAUGACUCCUCUACCAGGACCUCAGCUCUCCAGGAGACUGAUGAUAGUGAUGAUGAUCCUGUUCUGAUCCCAGGGGCAAGAUAUCGAGGGGGACCAGGACACAGACGAUCUGCUGUUGCUCGCAUUCAGGAGCUCUUCAGAAGGAGGAAAGAAAGAAAAGAAAUGGAAGAAUUGGAAACACUGAAUAUUAGACGUCCUUUAAUAAAGAUGGUUUAUAAAGGUCAUCGGAACUCCCGAACAAUGAUAAAGGAAGCAAAUUUUUGGGGAUCUAACUUUGUCAUGAGUGGUUCAGACUGUGGCCAUAUUUUUAUAUGGGAUAGACAUACUGCUGAACAUCUCAUGCUGCUGGAAGCUGAUAAUCAUGUGGUGAACUGUCUUCAGCCUCAUCCGUUUGACCCAAUUCUGGCCUCUUCGGGUAUUGAUUAUGAUAUAAAAAUUUGGUCGCCAUUGGAAGAAUCCAAGAUUUUUAACAGGAAACUUGCAGAUGAGGUUAUAACACGUAAUGAAUUAAUGCUGGAAGAGACCAGAAACACUAUUACUGUUCCAGCUUCUUUCAUGUUACGAAUGUUGGCUUCGUUGAAUCAUAUAAGAGCAGACCGAUUGGAAGGUGACAGAUCAGAAGGAUCUGGACAGGAAAAUGAAAACGAAGAUGAAGAGUAACUGGCACUCAUGUGGAAGCACCUAGAUGUUAAUGGAAUUUGUAUAAGACAUUAAUUAUAUUUUUCCUUACAGAGCUUUAGUGCAAUUCUAAGGUAUUGCUUUUGGAUAACCUAACCUUUUGUUUUUGAAUGACUGUGUGCAUGACUUUGGGAGAGUGUGCAAGUUAAAUAAGCAAAAAUGUUUUUAAAAUGUUUUGCCAUGUAUGAGGGGUGCUAGAAGAUGCAAAGUGCAAUAUUUUCCUUAACCUGCAAAUGUGGGAGCUUGGAUCAAUGUUUUAAAAUAACUUUCAUUAUAGCAAAAACGUUGGUUCAAAUAAAUUUCUAUACCUGCUGUUUGCAUGUUUGUUGCUUUCUAAUUAAAAGAUUUGGUUGUUUUAAGUA
Leptosomus discolor (cuckoo roller) is the source of this 2890-nucleotide messenger RNA. NCBI's taxonomy places the organism in Eukaryota, Metazoa, Chordata, Aves, Leptosomiformes, Leptosomidae. The record is from RefSeq and is a predicted model, not a curated record.